This is a messenger RNA of Nicotiana tabacum (common tobacco), 1616 nucleotides long. RefSeq names its product ALA-interacting subunit 3. Gene Ontology annotation, cellular component: Golgi apparatus; endoplasmic reticulum; plasma membrane. Lineage: Eukaryota; Viridiplantae; Streptophyta; Magnoliopsida; Solanales; Solanaceae. The record is from RefSeq and is a predicted model, not a curated record.
CCGUGUGAACUCGAAAAAAGGGUCCAGACUCCAAAGAAUCGAAGAGCUAAACCCGGGAAACCAAACCGGGUCCGAAGUCCAUCGAGUACUUGGUUUGACCACAACUGCUGAUCGGCACUGCCCCAAUUCAUCGACAGAAACCUGGAUUAUAUCCAGCAUUUCAACUCAGAACAACUUUUUUUGUUAUGUUUUCUUUUUGGGGCUAAUUAUUUGCAACUUGAAAAUCAGCUGGAGUAAUGAACUCAAACGCCGUUCCAUCAUCGAGUGCCGGAUCUGCCGAUAAUACAGCAGCUAGAAGAAAUUCCAAGCGACCUAAGUAUUCAAGGUUUACGCAGCAGGAACUUCCAGCAUGUAAGCCAAUCCUCACACCAAAAUGGGUGAUUUCUGCUUUUUUGCUUGUCGGUGUUGUUUUCAUUCCAAUUGGAGUGGUAUCCCUGUUUGCUUCUCGAGAUGUUGUUGAGAUCAUUGAUCGGUAUGAUGCUGAGUGCAUACCAAAAAAUUCAACUGAUGAUGAAGUUGGCUACAUACAAAGUUCUAAAAGUAAAACAUGUAAAAGAACUCUAACAGUACCAAAAAAUAUGAAGCAGCCGAUUUAUGUGUAUUAUCAGCUUGACAACUUCUAUCAGAAUCAUCGCAGAUAUGUGAAGAGUCGAAGUGACCAACAAUUGAAGAACCCAAGUAAAAUGGAUGACACCGGUUCCUGUGAACCUGAAGACAAAUCAAAUGGGCUUCCAAUUGUUCCUUGUGGCCUAAUAGCUUGGAGUUUGUUUAAUGAUACUUACAUCUUUUCUCGCAGCAAUCAGCAAUUGCCUGUAAACAAGAAAGAUAUUGCUUGGAAGAGCGAUAAGGAUCACAAGUUUGGGAAAAAUGUCUUCCCAAGGAACUUCCAGAAUGGGACUCUCGUUGGGGGUGGCAAGCUUGAUUAUAACAAAUCACUAAGCGAGCAGGAGGACCUAAUUGUUUGGAUGCGUACUGCUGCUCUUCCAACUUUUAGGAAGUUGUAUGGGAAAAUAGAGGUGGAUCUGAAGGAGGGUGAAGCCAUAAAUGUGAUAUUGCAGAAUAAUUACAACACUUACAGUUUCAAUGGCAAGAAGAAGCUCGUACUUUCUACGACUAGCUGGCUUGGUGGGAAGAAUGAUUUUCUUGGUAUUGCUUAUCUCACAGUAGGUGGAUUGUGUAUCUUUCUGGCUAUGGCUUUCAUGAUUAUAUAUCUAGUUAAGCCAAGGCAACUUGGAGAUCCAUCUUAUUUGUCGUGGAACCGAAACCCAGGAGGUCACUAGGAAAGCCGAUGAAGGCUGGUUGGCUCGAGCACCUUACAGUCUGGGUGGGCACAGGUUGUGCAUUGUAAGAACUAUCUGUACAAGUUCUUUUUAAAUUGUUUGCAUGUGGAAUUUAGACUCGUUUGCUAGCAGAGGAUGGUAUGUAAUGAAGUAUUUCUUUGAUAACAGUAGUCAAAUUUAUCUCUAGUUUAUUGGCUGAAAGCCUCUCUUUAAGAGUUCAUUUAAACAUGAAAGGUACUGUACUCUUUUCCUAAAAGACAGGCUCUACUUCUGAGGGUUGCCGUAAAGGAGCAAAAUGAAAGACCAAAGCUUUUUUCUAAUUGAGAGGCUAGAAAA